AUGUCUACACACUCACACAAUAUAGAGAAUUUAGUUCGUUUUUCCGUCUCUCACCUCCCUCGUUCCUCGCUCUCUCACUCGUAUUCCGGAGGCGCCGUUGCCUCAUUCGUCCCGUUCCCACGCUUAGCGCCCGCAUUCGCCAUCCGUCUUCGAGUCGCGCGCGCCCACUGGUUAGAGCCGCACAACCACGGAACUGUCCUCGCACCUCAGAGCCACUCAUUGCGGUGUUUUGGGUGUGUGUUUGUCAUUCAUUAUUCGCACGAUCACCCCACCGUAGGCACAUCACCGUCUGCAACUCGGCCUCGUCGGUCGUGCCCUUCAACUCUACUUGUGGACUAUCUCAAUUCCAGUGGCAAAUGGGGUGUAGAUGGCAUAGUCCCUUUGCCUGUUAUCAAGUCUGAACAACGGCUGCGCAGAGCAAGGAACAGCGUAAAGCGAUCGAAGGACAACAAUGACGUCCUGGAGUUCAUUGGCGACAGGGUCAACAACCUGGCGUGUACGCUGAUGGUGGAGAAGGUGAAAUUGAGCUCGGAACAUCAUAAGGCCGUUGGUCGCGUGCUUUGCAACAACGACACCCUCGGGAGGAUCGCCUACCAGCUUGGCAUGCACGAGGAGGCGAUAUUCGGUCAUCACGACGAGAAAGAGGUGAAGGCGUGGCUACCAACCACCAAGGUGUCCCCACCGAAAGCACUUGCAGAUCUCUUUGAAGCCUACGUUGGAGCAGUCUACGAGGAACAAGGUUGGGAAAUUGUCAUAAAGUGGUUGACAGCAUUCUACAAACCUCUCAUUGACUUGGCGACGGAGGAUUUCCUCAGCCGCCCUGAUCCCACGCGCCCCAUACCCGAUAGGCCCAGUGAGGAACUGCCUGAGGAGAUCGUCAUGUAUCAAGGCAAACUUUUGGAUUACCUCGAGUUCAAGAGAGCUAGUCUUGUUGAGAGUGGCCAGCAGGCUAUCAACGCCCUCCCGUCUAGCAUACAAUUCUUCUUCGGCGCCGACGGAAACCUGAUGAACGAUGCGGACAGAGCUGAAGUCGCUAAUAAUCUCAUAAAUUUUUGGAUUUGUAAAUCUUUCAUGCGCGUGUACCCUCAGCUACUACAGGCGAGCUAUAAGGGUGCACAUCUGGUCACGUGGAUAACCCGUCUGGUUACAAGUGACGAAACUAUUGGCUAUCUUGGCUAUCUUCUGUCGCUUUCUGGUUUCUUCGACCCAGAAGACCCAGACUAUCAAUCCACUCGUCGCUUCACAAUCACUCAAGACAUGGCAUAUCGGAAGAAACUUUCUUCUUCCAUGAAGGCCAUUGUAGGGUGGUACUACCUCAACGACAGCGCCAGCGCAAAGAAGUGGGGUGAGAAGUGGUUCAAAUUCAUAGUCCUGCGUGCACACGACAUUAUCGCUGAAGAUCCAAGCUAUAAACUAUCGCUUCCAGAAAGCGCGCUUGACACUUACUCCAUCCAUGCGGCCGCUGUUGCCGCUUCGGAACGGAAAUUGCACUACACGCCAAUAUCCGUCACGGACCUUACUCGUGAUCUGGAGAAUAUCUCGCUUUCCCACAACCGGUGCGAAGAACCUACAGACGAGAGUGAAGAACCCGAGAACAUCAUCCUUGUCGCUAGGGUCGAAGACAAGAGCUUGAACAAAUUCCGACCGCUUCCCAAAGUCUCUCGCAAGCCUAAACGUUCAGAAGCGAGCGAGUUCAACUCGCGGAAGGCUGACACUACAACAGCCUCAGCUUUGAUCAUCAAGAAAGUGUCUGCACAGGAAUCGACAAAGGAUUCAUUGUUGCAUGUCAAUGUCGAGAAAAAGCUACAGGUGCCGACAAUGUCUACGGAGCAAAGUCUCAUCUCGGCGUUCAAAGACAUCAAGAUCGGCGGGGUGACAGAUGACAUAAAAGCGCCACCGAAAAAGGCAAAUGCGCCACCGAAACUGGUCAUCAGCCCAGAGACUGUUUCUCGCCUGGGUCAGGGCCAGUAG
This is a messenger RNA of Cyclocybe aegerita, 1971 nucleotides long. Lineage: Eukaryota; Fungi; Basidiomycota; Agaricomycetes; Agaricales; Hemipholiotaceae. The record is from the annotation of a GenBank genome assembly.